Molecule: messenger RNA, 270 nt
Organism: Nylanderia fulva
Lineage: Eukaryota; Metazoa; Arthropoda; Insecta; Hymenoptera; Formicidae
Gene: Rpb10
Product: DNA-directed RNA polymerases I, II, and III subunit Rpb10
Biological process (GO): tRNA transcription by RNA polymerase III; transcription by RNA polymerase II; transcription by RNA polymerase I
Cellular component (GO): RNA polymerase I complex; RNA polymerase II, core complex; RNA polymerase III complex
Molecular function (GO): DNA binding; zinc ion binding
Source: RefSeq, a predicted model, not a curated record
AUUUGGAUGCGCGUUGCUAGGCAUCUGUGGAACCUGGUAAAGAGGAAAAAAAAUUAAGAAUCAGAAGCAAUGAUCAUCCCCGUGCGAUGCUUCACCUGCGGAAAGGUGAUAGGCAACAAGUGGGAGGCUUAUCUUGGACUUCUUCAGGCGGAAUACACGGAAGGAGAUGCCUUGGAUGCGCUUGGUCUCAAGAGAUAUUGCUGCCGCAGGAUGCUGCUUGGGCACGUAGAGAUUGAGAAGUUACUUAAUUAUGCACCUUUAGAGAAGUAA